Bemisia tabaci is the source of this 1875-nucleotide messenger RNA. RefSeq lists its product as uncharacterized. The record is from RefSeq and is a predicted model, not a curated record. Lineage: Eukaryota; Metazoa; Arthropoda; Insecta; Hemiptera; Aleyrodidae.
CGUCGCGCGUCACUCCGGGCCCGAUUCCCAGGGCGAAUUUUCCUACAAAAUUUCCCGACAAAUUUCUCGCCGUCCAGUGUACCCGACGAGCUACCUCGCACAGUCGCACCUCCUUCCCGCCCGCCCCAACUCCCGUCGUCUCCUUCGGCCCGCCGUUUUUCGGCACUUCGCAAAAUUCGAGGCUCUCUGAUUUCGGAUUUCGAUUUUCCCCCCAGUUAAGACCACGCGACCGCCUUGUGAUAACGUGCCUUUGUGUUGUGCUCAUGUGAUUUUUUGCGCCUCUGUGAAUUUUAUGCCUCUCAACUUAAGUUCAAAAUGAUUAUCUGUGAUAAGUGGAUUAAGUCGUCUAUAACAUGUUUAUGGAUCCUAUAUAUUCAGUUGCUUCGGGAGGCUGGGGUCGAUGCACACGGAAGGCUGAUGGACCCGCCUGCCCGAAAUUCUAUGUGGAGGUUUGGUUUUCCAAAUCCUGUCAACUAUAACGACAAUGAGCUGUAUUGCGGAGGAUACGCUGUACAGUGGGAGCAAAAUGGGGGCAAGUGUGGAGUUUGCGGGGACGCGUACAACUCCCAGAUCCGAGCACAUGAAGCAGGAGGGAUCUAUGCCAAAGGAAUUAUUGGUCGCACUUAUACUGCUGGACAGGAGAUUGAUGUGGAAGUAGAGCUAACAUCAAAUCACUGGGGUCGUUUUGAGAUGGCUCUGUGUCCGAACAACAACCCGCGCUACGAGGCGACGCAAGCUUGCUUCGAUAGGUUUCCUCUCUUUCUAUCAGGAACGAGGAGGGAAAAUCGGUAUCUGAUACCGACGGACGCUAAAAAGAAGGACAUCUUCCACUAUAAAGUUCGGUUACCACCGUACGUUACAUGCUCUCAGUGCGUGCUGCAAUGGACUUACUAUACGGGUAACAUGUGGGGUCGAUGUCCAAACGGAACAGAGGCGGUAGGAUGCGGAAAAGCCGAGACGUUUAGGAACUGUGCGGACGUGAGGAUUGUGACAGGAACAUCGGGUCUGCCCCCGCAAUUCGUCAGCCAAUUCCAGAAUCCUUUCGCCAUCUACCUCCGGGAUUUCAAAGCACCUGAACUAUCUUAUCCUUUGGUUGUCAGGAAUCAGUUCUGUAUAGGUAAUAGACUGUACAGAGCUGUACCUGGCGUGGACAAAUGGUGUACAGAAAACUGCCUUAGAUACCCAACGAACUGUCCUGAACAAAUAUGCCAUUGCCCGAACGAAUGCACUGCCAUCGGAGAAUAUGAAGGGAGGGCAGGCGCUGACGAGUAUUGCCAAGACAAAUGUCUCGUUUACGGAUCAGAGUGUCCGCAUGACAGGUGUUACUGUUACUACAAUCCAAAUUAAAGGACUACCACCACUUCGCGUGAUGCAAAAUCUCGAUGGAAAAAAUACGAAUGAAAAUCAGUGCAUAGAAAAUAUUGUCGACUUGACCAAGAUUCUCUCAAAAUCAUUUUUUGAACUGACUUUUAUUAAUACAUUACUAUCCCUGAGAUCGACUGAUAAAAUCAAGUUUGUAAAAUUUUGGAUGAAUUUUAGUAUCUAAGGUCAACUUGACGAUAUUUUUUUCUGUUGGAAGAACCUCAAAAUUUUAAAAUGGACUGAAAAAACUUGGAGAACAGUGUAACAUAAUACCUCUUUAUAUAGUUCAAACUCAAUGACAUUACAUGAAACUUUGAUUCUUAAACAUUUUGGCUCGUUCACCUCAUUUUCUUUUAAAUUGUUGUACGCAAAACUUGUCAAAUAAUUUAGUAUCGUAUGGAAUGCAACUUUGAAAAUUCCUUGAGAACAUUACAAACACAUAAAAAACUGAUCUUAAAAAAAUGUUUCCUCUGUUUUAAUACAAGUUUGUGAUAAAGUUAAUUGAAACUCAAA